Molecule: messenger RNA, 147 nt
Organism: Dentiscutata heterogama
Lineage: Eukaryota; Fungi; Glomeromycota; Glomeromycetes; Diversisporales; Gigasporaceae
Source: the annotation of a GenBank genome assembly
AAGAAAAUACAAAUGAACCAAUCCCAAUGGAAACUAACCCAAUACAGAUAGACUUAUCAAUAAGUAAUAGUAAUAAUCUUGGUAAAAGCAAGGAUAGAUUAGUUCCUAUGGAAAUCCUCUCAGCUCAUACAAACAAUAUUAAGAAGA